Molecule: messenger RNA, 1966 nt
Organism: Eimeria acervulina
Lineage: Eukaryota; Apicomplexa; Conoidasida; Eucoccidiorida; Eimeriidae
Product: dpy-30 motif-containing protein, putative
Exons: 3
Source: RefSeq, a predicted model, not a curated record
AUGAGGAUAUUUAUAAACAACGUAAACACUUACUCAGGGAUUGCUCUUGCAAGAACACUAAGACAAGGAGAAGGGGGUUUAAAUCGUUUGUUUGGCACUGCAAAAGGGGUAGAAGAAGGCCCGAAGCAGCAGCCCCACACCCCCAGCAGCAGCAGCAGCAGCAGCAGCAGCAGCAGCAGCAGCAGCAGCAGCAGCAGCACGCAAAGCAUACCUGUGCCUGCAUGCAUUCGUAGAGUUAUAUCUAAGAGGAACCCGCAGCAGCUACUACAAAAUAUACUUACGUGUAGCUUAGCAGUCUUUGAUUUGCAUAAUAGCGAACCUGAAGAAAUUGAAAUAAUUUUAAAAAGAAUUAAAGCUGCUAAUAUACAACACCCUCUGACUGUUAUUCUUAUUUCUUCUGUUCUCACCUGGGGCGCAACCCCAAAACAGUACACCAGCAGCAGUAGCAGCAGCAACAACAGCAGCAACAGCAGCAGCAGCAGCAACUCGGACGGUCAAGAGACAGACGAUGGCGCUGCUUCUGCUGCAUCAACAGCAGCACCGCAGCAGCAGCAGCAGCAAGACAUCAAUGGGGACAGCGAUUAUCAAGAAGAAGAGGACUCCGAAGGAGUAGAAAAAGAGACAGAAGAUGACGCCAGCAGCAGCAGCAGCAGCAGCACAAGCAGCAGCAGCACGAGCAGCAGCAGCACGAGCAGCAGCAGCACAAGCACAAGCAGCAGCAGCAGCAGCAGCAGCAGCAAGAGCCGCAUACCUGUCCCCUUCUCUCAAGACCGCUACACCAUAAGGGUGCCUCUUAAGCAGUAUGAAGGUUGGAAGUGCAUCGAAACUUUGCUGCUGUCUCUAAAUUCUAAGACGAAUUUCGUCGGUGUUGUUGUUGCUGCUGGAGUUUUGUAUGGAUACGGAGAAGAUGUAUUAUACGAACCCUUCAAAGCAGCAUGGCUGGGCCUCAAUACAAACGCAACCAUCGACGAGAGCAGCAAAGAAAACACAAAAGAAAGCAGCAAUAACUACUAUCAUAUUGCUGUAGAUUUAAGCAGAAUUACUCAAAGACAAAUAAUAGAAGCAAUAGAGACAGAAGUAGGAGAGGGUUUGCAGCUCGCUGCUGCUGGUGCUGCAGCAGCAACAACAAAAGAAGCAGCAGCACUCAUACCGCAGCAACAAGCAGCAGCACUUCUUCUUGAUCUUUCUUUCUUACCUUCUCCUUUAAUGCAAACAAAGACAUUUAAAUGGAGCUCUCAAAAAGGCAUAAUUUACAACAUCAAACAAAUUGCAAAAGAAUUCGUUGCAGCAAGAAGACUGCAGCAAAUUAAAGUUCUCGUUAUCGGCCCCCCAGGGAGCGGAAAAACAGAAUUAAGUAAACGUUUAGCGCUGCAGCUAAACGUCCGUUUGCUGCAGCUGCAGCAAGAGCAGCAGCAGCAGCAGCAGCAGCAGAGUAUGAGGGCUAGGGAAGGAGAGCGUGUUGGUGCAGCAACAGCUUCGGGUGUAUCUUCAGAGGAUCUGAAAAAGAAAGGAAAAAAACCAGCAGCAGCAGCAGCAGCAGGAACAGCAGCAACAGGAACAGCAGCAGGAGGAACAGCUGCAGCAGGACCAGCAGCAGGAGCAGCAGGAGGAAGGAAGUGGCGCUGUUCUGUUGAUGCUUCUUUCAAACAAUUAAAAACAGCUCUACAACAAAAUGUCUGCAGAUAUAGAGGCUUUAUCCUUGAUGGCGUUGUAUCGUCUUAUGAAGACUGUAAAAAUCUCUUUCUUUCUCCUCAGAAACAACCCGAAGAAAACGCAGAAACAGCAGCAGCAGCAGGAGCAGCAGCAGCAGGAUCUGAUGCAGCAGCAGCAGGAGCAGCAGCAGCAGGACCUGACGUAACAGCAGCAGCAGGAGCAGCAGGAGAAGGCGAAGAAGCAGCAGGGGUUGUUGCUGCUGCUUCAUACAUGCCUCAGUUUGUUAUUAGUCUUAGAGCCUCCGAAGAGCUUU